Molecule: messenger RNA, 1491 nt
Organism: Salvelinus fontinalis (brook trout)
Lineage: Eukaryota; Metazoa; Chordata; Actinopteri; Salmoniformes; Salmonidae
Product: ubiquitin carboxyl-terminal hydrolase isozyme L1-like
Exons: 9
Coding region: 635-1297 (220 amino acids)
Biological process (GO): protein deubiquitination; ubiquitin-dependent protein catabolic process
Cellular component (GO): cytoplasm
Molecular function (GO): cysteine-type deubiquitinase activity
Source: RefSeq, a predicted model, not a curated record
GUGCAGCGAUCGGCUGUGUUCGAGAGGAUCAAAAAAACGCAAUGUAUCAUGGGUACAUUGUGACUGACUGAUCUAUAAAUAAUGAGUCAUCAUUUAUGAUGUAAAGUGAUUUGUAGAUCAGUCAGUCGACAGUCGUGUUGAUCCUCUCGAACACGGCCAUCGUGUAGGCACAAGUCUGGUCCAUUUCUAUCCCCCCUAACGCAACAUACGAAAGACUUGACCAUCUGACCAAAGUGAUCUGCUCGAACGCGCCCAUUACCCUCCAGACUCUCCGCUGCGCUACUGAAGCGUCCACUGUUGUCGGGCUUGGACCAGUCCACCUUCUAGACUGUUCGUUAAAACUAACUACACAGAACACCUCACACACACCUCUCUCUCUCUCACUCCACCUCCAAUACUUCACUGUAAUAUCUAUUGUCUUGUUUACAAACGAGGCGAGGCUACGGGAGGAUCUAUUGGCUUUUUCUCCGGUUCUCGUCCACCCCCCGCCGAACGGCACAAUGGAAUGUGACUGGCAGCAUAUGAAGCGGGUGGACGGUCGCGGUGUGAUCAUAUCGCCCCAAAACAGCAGCUGGUUGCAGCAGAGCAGAUUUGACAACAGACCGACAUACGGGACCGAACCUUACCGAACAGGAUGGAGUGGCAACCAAUGGAGAUUAACCCGGAGAUGCUGAACAAGGUGCUCAGUGGGCUGGGGGUGUGUGGUAGCUGGCGCUUCGUGGAUGUGUUGGGGCUGGAGGAUGAGGGCGUGUCUUCAGUACCUUCUCCCAGCUGCGCCCUCAUGCUGCUCUUCCCCCUGACACAACAGCACGAGUCGUUCCGGCAGCAGCAGGCUGGGAAGGUGUCGGGGGAAACUGACCUCUACUUCCUGAAACAGACGGUGGUCAACUCCUGUGGCACCGUGGCUCUGCUGCACGCAGUCGCCAACAACCUCACCCACAUAGAGUAUGAUGAUGACUCUGCUCUGAAGAAGUUUCUAGAUGAGACGGCUAACAUGACCCCCGCCCAGCGAGCCACACACCUGGAGAACAACCAGGCCAUCAGAGACGCUCAUGAUGAGGUGGCAGCCCAGGGCCAGUGCAGGGUGGAGGCAGAUAACGUGAGCUUCCAUUUUAUCACCUUCGUCAAUGUGAAAGGACAGCUUUAUGAGCUAGAUGGUAGGAUGGAGGGACCGGUGAACCAUGGAACCACCAAGGAUGACUCCUUCAUCAAGGAUGCAGCCAGGGUGUGUCGGGGUUUUGUGGAGAGAGCAGAGGGAGAGGUCCGCUUCUCCGCUGUGGCCCUCUGUCAUACCUAGAGACCCUGGACACACACACACACACACACACACACACACACACACACUGGUGAACCACGGUACACACACACCCGGUAUGCACUGGAAACAUAGUUUGCACUCUCCCCACACACACACAUGCGUAGAUAGUAGUUUGCACAAGCCUGGUGUGUGUCACGUUGAUGUCACUACUGCUGUACUUUCUGUCUGCUGUU